UUGUCGGCGUUCGAUUUUUCGCACAAUCAAUUCUAAAAUAAAAAAAAAUGGAUUCCGCAAAUGUAGAUUCUCUCGUAUCCGCAUUAGAAGGCGCGUCUGUUAGUGGUAGCGGAGUUUCCUUUACAGGAAAAUCGUUAAAAUUAGACACCGAAAAUGACGCCAAGCAAGUCACGAAAGAAGUCGACAACUGCACAAAUCUACAAUUCCUAAACCUCGAGGGCAACACUCUAGGAGUGGACGCUUGCAAAGAAAUCGCCAGAUCGUUGGAAAAGCACCCGGAAUUCAAGCGGGCCUUAUGGAAAGACAUAUUCACGGGCAGGCUGAAAACGGAAAUCCCCCAAGCACUGCAAUAUUUAGGCGAAGGUCUGGUAACAGCCGGAGCCAAACUCACCGAGCUGGACCUCAGCGACAACGCCUUCGGCCCCAUCGGAGUGGAAGGCCUGGCCUCGCUCCUGCGAAGCUCCUCUUGCUUCGCCCUCGAAGAGCUUAAAUUGAAUAACAACGGCUUGGGUAUUACAGGUGGUAAAUUGCUGGCAUCUGCUUUGACCGAUUGUUUCAAUUGCAGCAAGGAAAAUGGAAAACCGUUGGCCUUGAAGGUUUUCAUAGCCGGAAGGAAUCGAUUGGAAAACGACGGAGCAAAAGCUCUUGCUGCUGUCUUUAAGAUGAUCGGCACUUUAGAAGAAAUAGCCAUGCCACAAAACGGAAUCUACCAUCCGGGUAUAUCGGCCUUGUCCGAUGCGUUUACAGUCAACAAAAACUUGCAAAUCCUCAAUCUCAACGAUAACACGAUCGGUCCGAAGGGAGCCGAAGCCAUCGCUUCUGCUAUAGCUAGCAACCAGAAACUGAGAGAAAUCAAUUUCGGAGACUGUUUGCUCAAGACCAAGGGGGCCGUGCUGUUAGCCGGAGCCCUGAAGGACGCCCACUCGAACUUGGAGGAGCUCAAUCUCGGUUUCAACGAGAUAAAGAAAGAGGGCGCCUUGCGCGUGGUGGAAGCGAUGGCGAAUAAAAGCAAAUUGAAGAAGUUGAUACUCGACGGGAAUCAGUUUGGCGAAGAGGGGAAAGAUAUGAUUCAGGAGAAGCUGAAAGAUAUAGGAAAAUUCAAUGUGUUGGGUAGUUUAGAUGAUAACGAGUCUGAAGAGGAAUCCGAAGAAGAAGGAGAAGAUGAAGGAGAAGAUACGGAAGAACAUGGAAGUGAUAACGAGGGAUCAGAAGAUGAACAAGAAGUAAUCUCGAUACCUUCGCCCAUGAAAUUACAAUUUACUGUUAAAGAAUUCCUGGAAGUUCCUAGUUCUAGUAACUUUUUAGCUUUAGGGCCUAAUAGAACGGAAGUUAUUCUAAAAGAAGCGAAGAAUACCAUGGAAGCUUCUAUUGACGAGUACACUAGAAUAGUAAUGAAAGUUUCUGCUCUCAGUACCAAUUUUAAUAAAGAAGUAGCCGAUUCAUCGAUGGAGUGCGCUGAUAAAUUGUACAAAGAUUUGUUCAAUUGGGCUCAGGAAGCCAAUAAAAUAUCCAUCGUUAACAACACUCUUCUCGUUAACCUAGGAUUGAUUAAGAGCGAAGAUAAAAAAUUCAAACCGACUUGGAACCUCGAUGGUUGCCUGAACGUUCUUAAAGCGAUCGUGAGCAAAAAUUACAUUCCGAAAAGUACGAAAGACACGAUAGGGGAAUUUAUGAAGAGGGAGAUCGAAAGUGGCAAAGACUUUUCUGUUAUUAAAAAAGACAUCUUGUCGGCUUUAUCUAAGUGAAAUCUUUUUUAUACUAUUCAAUGUAAUUUAAGUAUUUAUGGUUUUAUUAAACUUGUAAAUAUUU
This is a messenger RNA of Phyllotreta striolata, 1809 nucleotides long. NCBI's taxonomy places the organism in Eukaryota, Metazoa, Arthropoda, Insecta, Coleoptera, Chrysomelidae. The record is from the annotation of a GenBank genome assembly.